GCAUGUUUUGACCACGAAAAUAUGUUAACUCCUCGUUAGCUAUUUUUGCCAGACUGCUCUCAAUUUUCUAUUAUAUUUUAACGACGCAAUUCUCGCAACACUAGAGUGAAAACUGCCUACGCAAUGACGCUGUAGUUCACACCAGGCUGGCCCAGACCCAACCAUGUCUCCACAAGAGAUCAUUUUUAUACCUGAACUCUGGUGACCACCUACCACCCCUCAGGGUAGCAGCAAAGACUCUGCAUGGUCAUCUGGAUGGCCCAUUACGUUAAUACGACACGGACGGAGGUCUUGUAGUAUAUAUUUCAAAGUGAAGACAUAUGUAGCAUUUUGGAUGUUUAUGAGCAAGCCAUGUUUGAAUAUUUCAAAAUCCUGACAUAGUAUUAGGAAAAAAUGUCAAAACGGAAGGCAGCGCCCAGUCCACCUCAGGACAUCUUGGAUUUUUUCAGCACCGAAAUUCCCACUCACCCCAUUCACAGGAAAUUGUCAGAAAAGACUUCCCCGCUGAGCAAGUACAUAGAGAGUGAGCAUCAGCAAGCGGGCCUCUUUUCCCUGUCUCCCUCCGACUCACAACUGGAUAUCGCUGUUGACUACCAAAAGAAGAGGAGGAAGAAAUGCGGCACCUGCGCUCCAUGCCUUCUCAAGCAGAACUGUGGUGCAUGUGUAAACUGCUUGAAUCGCAAGACGGGCAAGCAGAUCUGCAAGCUACGCAAAUGUGAAGAGCUGAAGAGGAAACGCUAUGACCGUGAGACUGUUCACGAAGUCAUUUCAUUGGAUGGCCCCAGAGGUGGAGGCCAGAUGGAAAUUGGGUCACAUGACCGCCUCCAGGAAGGCGUGCUGAGCCUUGAACUGUCCAAUGGGGUGAAUUGUUACCCCAAUGAUGUUGAGGCAUCUGCAGAAACAGAGCAAAAGAGGGCAGCGGGUGUACCACAAAGGCAGUGCUGGGUGCCAACACAUGGCAAAGAUCAACAGCAACCAUCAGUGAAACAUAACAGCAGUUAUGCAAACCCAAGUGAACCUGUCCACCGUGUGGAUAUGGAAGAUGCUCACAAUCUGGUCACUUUUUCUGCCAUUGCCGGCGCCUUACCUCCUUCUUCCACCUCAUCCUGUAUUCAAGUGCAUCCUGACACAACGCACUUGUAUGAGAAAUUCACCCAGGAAAUGGGUACUGGUGGGGCUCGGGUCGGACACUCCGCAGGGGCUGCUGACACAAGCCACCCACCUGCAGAAGACAUGAAAACCCUGCAGACAGCACUGAGCCAUGCAAAACAUGGUCACAAGCCUCCUAACUGUGACUGUGAAGGACCCGAUUGUCCUGACUACCUUGAGUGGCUGGAGAAGAAGAUAAAGUUGGCAACCGGUGAGACCCAAAACACCAGCAAGAGAAUUGAUUCCUCACAGGCCAACAUUCAGCAAUCCCAUCUGCAGAAUCAGUCCUACCUCCAGACUAAUGGUGGGCACCACCGUCCAACUUCUUCAGACCUCCAGCAACAUCAACGAACAAAAGGUCACCAUGCAGGCCAUGUACCCUGCUCGAAACUUCCUCCUAUUCCCUGCUCUCCACAGGUGCUCUCUAUAGCCAAGGAAAGAAACGUCAGUCUUCAAACAGCUAUUGCCAUUGAAGCCCUUACACAGUUAUCAGGGACUGGGAUUCUUGGUGCUAGUGCUCCAGAUCAAGCCCUCCCUAAUAAUAACCUCCAUCAUCACCAACAUGCCCAAGACCUCUCAUCUCCACCUCCGAAUUGCACUAACUUGAAUCCAUCCUCUGCAGUCAUCUGUCCAUCAUCACGCUCUCAGUCCGUCCCUCCAGGAUUAAAUAAUGAACAGGAGGCAGUGUCCUGUGAUACCCACAGGCCCCAUUCACAGGGCCAGCCCCCCCAUGCUUCUACCUCUCCCUUUCCAGGCCAGAGCAACCCUCAGAGUUUUGGUCGCAGUCCUCAGCAGUGGCAGCAGGUCACACACGGUGGUUCUGUAGAGCGGCUGUCCCGCUAUGCGAGUGUACCUCACACUAGGUCAGACCCAAUGUCAGAACUCAAACAGCUUUUGGGUGACACCAGUGGGAAGGUAGGAAAUACAUCUUUUAAGCUUCCAUCUACACAGAAACUCAGUGAGAAUGGAGGUAUGCAGGCACAGCCAUCUUUACCCAAGAUAAAGCAAGAGCCGGAUUUUGGUGAUUAUUCUGCCUCCAUAGGACAUUACAACAUUGAUCAUGGUCAGUUGCAGCCUCACAACUACCCCAGUUCUCCCAUGUCUCCUGGUCAACCAUCCAUUAGACACUCAACUCAGGCAGCUCUGCAACAGCAUCUUCACUACAAAAGGAACCUCUUCUCUAAUCAUUCCCCUGGCAUUGGCGCACCGGGUCCUGUGGCUUAUCAUAACGCAAAAAAAUGGUGGCCACAGAUGGAAGCUAAUGGUUUCAAUCAUCUGAACAUAAAACAAGAGCCCAAGGAACCCAAAAGGAGAAAAAUCAGCCAAGGAUCACCUGUCAUCAAAGCUAUGAGUGGGAUGCUCCCAGGCCCUCCACUUCCUAAACCCAAACAGAUUAUAAUCAAGAAGACCAAGCAAAAAGCCUCUGUGCCAACUUUCCUGCCUAAGAGUCAGAUAACUGUGGAAAAAACAUCACCCCUUAUGAUGGGCCGAACCAACACCCUGAAUAACCUACAACAAGGUUCACUGCCCCUUAUGCCCUCCCUCAGUAACUCUACUCAGGCAGCUGCUGCGGGCCCCACCGCCCCAGCUCAAUCUCAGGUAUCAAAUCCCAACCUCUCAAUGGCUCCUUCUAUCACUAAUUCUACUUUGUCAGCGAACAAUCCCACCCUCAUGGGCUCUGUGCCCCCAUCAAUUGCCCAUGCAACUCAUGCUAAAUCACAGGAAGCGGUCAGCUUAGCCCAUAGCAAUGCUAACACCGCCUCAUCCUUGACCUCCGCAUCCACACCAAACACCUCACAAUUACCAGGGCUCAUAAAUAUCGACCCUAAGUAUGAAGAACUGAUUCUGCAGUUUGAGGCAGAAUUUGGGGACUCAUCUGCCGAAACACCUCCCAUCGAAGCUAUGCCCAGAACAGCUACAGCUUUGCAGACCAGCGCCCAAGAUCUUACAACACCUACCACACAAUAUCAAUCAUCCUCCACUCUUGAAUCCAGCUCCACACCUCAUCUGAACGAAAAGGAUCUCAACAGAGAUGAGUCAGAAGCCCAAAGUGAUCUUACCUCGAACCAACCAUCCACAGUAACCCCAGAGCAAGAGCAAUGGGAGCUCCAGUCCACGAUCCCCCACUCCGAGGAGACCCCACUCCAUAAGCAUCAACAAGAUAGUCAGAUGGAGGAAACGUUCAGCAUACCAUGUUCCCCAAUGCCUAAACGGAUGAAAAUUGAAGCUGCGGGUGAUUUAGCCAUUCUUUCCACCACUUGCUACUCUGAGGAGGACACGCCCACAAAGGAUGGACCGCCACUCUCUCCAUCUUUAAAAGGGUUUUUAGAGUCCCCCUUAAAUUAUUUAGACACGCCUACCAGGAGCUUGUUGGAUACACCUUCUAAAGAUCCACAGUCAGAAUUCCCCACCUGCGCCUGUGUGGACUCCAUCCCGAAAGUCGAGGUCAAGCCAUCCACUGACAAACAUGUCCAGGAAAAAGAUGAAGGGCCCUACUACAAUCACUUAGGAUCUGGACCCACUGUGGCUUCCAUAAGAAACCUGAUGGAGACACGGUAUGGGGAAAAAGGAGAGGCCAUUAGAGUAGAGAAAGUGGUGUACACCGGCAGAGAGGGAAAAAGCUCAAGAGGAUGCCCAAUUGCCAAAUGGGUGAUUCGACGGGGGAGUGAGAAAGAAAAGCUGUUGUGUCUGGUGCGUCAUCGGGCAGGCCACCAUUGUGACAACGCGGUCAUCAUCAUCCUCAUCAUGGCAUGGGAAGGGGUCCCAAGAUCUAUGGCUGAUACACUAUACCGCGAAAUCAGCGACACCCUCACCAAAUUUGGCAACCCCACCAGUAGGCGUUGUGGCCUCAAUGAUGAUCGUACAUGUGCAUGUCAAGGCAAGGACCCUGACACUUGUGGUGCUUCCUUUUCCUUUGGCUGUUCUUGGAGCAUGUAUUUUAAUGGUUGUAAAUAUGCCCGAAGCAAAACACCGCGUAAAUUCCGGCUACAAGGAGAGCGCCCUGAAGAGGAGGGAAAACUCAGGGAUCAAUUUCAGAAUCUGGCCACUGAGGUGGCUCCACUGUACAAGAGGCUGGCCCCUCAGGCCUACAGUAACCAGUGUCAGUCAGAGAGUAAAGCUUCAGAAUGCAGGUUGGGUUUGAAAGCGGGUAGACCAUUCGCAGGAGUAACCGCUUGCCUGGACUUCUGUGCCCACGCUCAUAAAGAUCAGCACAACCUUCACAAUGGUUGCACAGUGGUGUGCACUUUGACCAAGGAGGACAACCGCAUGGUGGGAGAGCUGCCUUCAGAUGAACAACUCCAUGUGUUGCCUCUUUACAAACUUUCCACCACUGAUGAAUUUGGCAGCGAGGAGGGCCAGCGCCUAAAAAUGAAGACGGGAGCCAUUCAGGUGCUUCAGGCUUUCCGCCGAGAAGUACGCAAGUUGCCCGAACCAGCCAAAUCGUGUCGACAGCGCCGUCUGGAUGCCAAGAAAGCUGCAUCAGAGAAGAAGAAGAGUAAACUCCAGCAGCAGGUGACAGGAACACCAGAGAAGACAGUGGUCAAAGCUGAAGUAUUCAGUGAGUCCCCUCAGCACCCUGGCAAUAAAGCAAUUAUAAAACAAGAGGUAAAGCCCAACAUUAAAAAGGAGCCUUUCAAUGGAUCAAUGGAUGGAUACUCUUUGCAAGCAGCAGAUGCAAUCAAGACCAUGUACCCACAUCCUGCCUACUAUGCAAGGGGAGGCCUCCCCACAACUGGCCAGCCCUCUGCAGGAGACCCAGUCAAUGGCUACAACCACAAUCUGCCAGCAUCGCACCAUGGCUUCUACAACCACUCCUCCAAUGCACUUUUCACACCUAAGAUGAGGACCUACGAGGGUCGCAAUGGCUCCUUGUCCAAAGCAGGAAGAAUGGCUUUGCAGGUUGACAAAAAGCCAGAUAUUCAGAGCCUUCAGGCUAGGCUAGCUCAUGCCUAUCCUGGUCAUCCAGAGCAACACAACCAAAAUCUUCCCCAGUCUUCAAACUAUAACCAGUCACGUCCUUCUUCUGUCUCCUCCGAGUCCUCCAAUAGAGGCACUCCAGUUAUUAAACAGGAGCCAAUGGAUAUGCCAGUCUGUGAGGAGACAGGCCCGAGUCAAACAGGCUCCAACACACCAAGUCCCAGCCCCCAACCUUCUACCUGGCCAGGAAAUAGGUUCAAUGGAAAUGUUGUUCCCACAAACUGGGAUAAUCAAAAUCCAAAACAACACCCUGAAGACUUUUCUAAUGCAGAAAAGCAAACAUUCCACCAGCAGCAAACCUCACCGUACCCCCAACCAUGGACAUCCUUCCCCAGCUCUAACACCCUGAGGGCGUCCACUGCUGCCUCACCUGUCCCCCGAGUACCGCCCUCCUCCUCUCCCCACUUAGGUGUCCUAGGAAAUAUACACCAUGGAUCUCCACGUCCAUCCACCCCACGCACAAGCACUCAGUCAGGUAUCACUCACCCAUUCUCACUUCCACACCCGGGCACUUCUCAAUCACCGUUACACUUACCACAGUCUGCCACUCCCAGGCAGUGGGCCAGCCCUGCCCAAAGUCCAGAGCCGAACUCUUGGGCUAUGGGGCAUGGCGCAUAUAGCCCUGGUUUGAAGCACAGCAAUCUUGCCGGCGCCUACCCAGAUAAGAUGUGGUCCAAAACCGGUGAAAGUCGCUGUUCCACUCCCCUUGGGGUUCAAGAGAAAGCCUGGAAAUCUUACGGAGGCUCAGUCGCAGGCAGUACGCCGUCCCCCACCCCUGAAGGACGCCUCUUCCCCGACGCCCUGCAACAGUCGGAUCAAGCUCGCUGGGACACCGGUCGAGUUAAUAGCGAUACCGAGAACACCAAGGGCCGUGACGAAGAUGACGAGGUGUGGUCCGACAGUGAGCACAAUUUCCUGGACCCCAACAUCGGGGGAGUAGCCGUAGCACCGGCCCACGGGUCCAUCCUAAUCGAAUGCGCUCGUCGGGAACUCCAUGCUACCACGCCGCUGAAAAAGCCUGAUCGCUCCCAUCCGUCUCGCAUCUCCUUGGUCUUCUAUCAGCACAAAAAUCUGCAGCAGCCCAUGCACGGAUUAGCUUUGUGGGAGGCCAAAAUGAAGAUUCUGGCAGAACGGGCGAUCCAGAUGCAGCAGGAAGCAGCUCUGCUGGGUCUCUCCCAGGAGGAAAUCAAGGCGCUUAGUAAGAAACGCAAAUGGGGGUCCAUGGCGGCAGGAGCCAGGUCAGGUGCCGGACAAUCGAAAGACAAGAGGGAGGGGCCUGUGACACGGUUAGCUCCCACUUUCCACACCACCUCAAUGGUUAAUGUGUCUCCCUAUGCCUUCACGCAACUCACUGGGCCAUAUAGCCACUUUGUGUGACGUCAGCCAACUGACCAACUGCUAGCCAGGUGAGCCAGAUAGAGUGAUGGGCAGAAAGAAUGUCUCUCGCAUGUCACACAGUCUGCCAUCUCUCCAUCCUUCCCCACUGAAGCCCAUAUUCAAAAAUGGGGACACUUUUAUUGUUGUUUUUUUUUACCUCAUGUCAGGCAGUGUUUGGGCUUUCGACACACUGCCUGUGGUGCUCUUCCUCUCUUACCUGGAGAGGAAAUCCAUUGCUUUUUCUUGUUUAUAGAAUUUUAAUGAUUCUAAAUAUUGCUAUUAUCAAUAUUACUAAGAUUGCAAUUGUUACUGUUAAUGUUGUUAUUACAGGUAUUAUAAUGAAGAAUUGUUUGUUUUUUAUCACGGUUGGUUUCAAUGUUAUUAUUAAUGUGUGAUUGCAUUUUGGACUUUUUUGAGGUUGUUUUUCAAUGUUUGGAAAACCUUUUUUUUAUUAUUUCCUUUGUCAAUCUUCCAGCUGUAUAAAAGGAGGAGCCAUUAUCUGUCUGACAAGAGAUCGGUCUCGAGUACACGUCAGCGGAGUAACUCAAAUUAUUUUAAUGUUCCGGAGUGGCAUUUUCCAUUUCCCAAUCGCGCAGUUGGCCACUAAAAUCAUUCGGUUGGGUAUAUGUUCACAUUGUUAACUAAUUUUUACGUCCUGUGGUACAUACUUGACAAAAUAUUUUAAUAGUUUGGAAUCAUAAAAAAUGUUUUCUUUCUCUACUGGUGCUUAUAUUUACUCUAACAUCCCAGGAAACAUGUCUGACAGGUUAAGAAAGUGAAUUAAAGUAGUCUUGUCCUUCUAAUUAUAACAAUCGUUGUCGCCAAGUUAACUAAUUCGCUGCCGUUGACGGCACUAGAAGCGAAUGAUGAGCUUUCACAGCUAUUCGUUACAGUUUAUACGCAUCUAUCGGUGUCAACGGCAGGCCAAUGAGUUCAGCAAGAUAGUAACGCGUACAAAAUAAGAGUUCUUUUACACUUAAGGAUAUGCUUCUCUUGUCAAUUCCAUAAUGUGCUCCUCCUCCUGUUCUACACCCCAGCAGUUAUUGACUGGUGCUCAACUUUCAGCUCUGAUGGAUUUUCAUUCCACUUCUCUCCAUGGCACUUGAUGCUGUACUUCGGUGCUCUAGCGAAAAUCAAGAUCGUGCGGUAUUUGAAAGAAAAUACUUUAACUCAGCUACUACACCACAGCAAGUGUGCUUUUUUUUGUGCUUACCUUGUUUGCGAUUUCAACCAGAUCCCAUGGUUCGAGUUUAUUUCCUCACUAAGGAGUUAACAGUUUGAGGUUUAAACUCUAGAGGGCAGACUUGACUGCCUUUUCAAAGUGGCAAGUACAGACAGCAGAUACAAGCUAGUUCGUACAUUUAAGUUCCAUUCAGAAGCCUGUACUGUAUAGCCUUGACCUGCUGCAUUAACCCGCCAAGGCUUUUAUUAUCCUACUGAAGCUGAAAACCUGGGUUAGAACAUACGUGAUAGGAGUACAUUAGACGAUCCGUUCAUACACUCUGGUGCUCUCCUUCUACACUUGAUUUACUGUGAAGGCCCAUCCUCUCUUCUGCAUGGUGCUGUCAUCUUCAAGCAGAGUUUGUCGGGUCCUUCCGCAGGCACCUCGUAAACAUUGUUUUACAUUAGUGAUGGAACAAGUUUAAGAUAACGCGGCAUGGCUUCUGGGAUUCGCUACUUAAUCCCACCAGUCAAACAAUCUCUCACUUUGCAUGUGUGUUUGUGUAAAAGAGCCAAAGAGUGAGACACUUGGAUGGCGUCUCUUGAAUCGCUUAUAUUGAUUUCUUCUCCACCAAUCUUGCAUUUAAAAGUGGUUUUGGGUGAAAGUAAGACAAGAGCAAAACAUUUUGCAUGCAGGCUGACUCCAGGUUGAUAAACUGUGCUUGGGGUCAUGAAACUUAACCCUUUAUAGGGCAAAUUAUUAUUUUUGGUCACUAAAAAAGACUUUACCCUAUACAGACCUGGCAUCCACAUAGGUCAGGGGUCGGCAACCUUUAACACUCAAAGAGUAAUUUUGAUCCAGUUUCCACGGAAAAGAAAUCACUGGAGCACCACAUACAUAUACUGUAGACAUUUUAAAUGAUUGCAUCAGCACAAUUUUAUAUAUACAUACUGUAUACAUAUGUAUUCAUUCAUUUGAGUAGGCUUUGUGCCUGUGAAUAGCGCAAAAACUUGUGGGUACAGCUGAGUGGUAACCAUGACUUUACAUAGUUGUUGAAUUAAUGAGCUGAACGAGUGAACUAAAUAAGGUCGUGAUUUCUAUUUGGAAAGUGUACCUACAAGUAUUUGCUCCUGGUGCAACGACUUGGGGGUACACCUCCUGGUGGGCAACCAUAACUUUAUAUAGUAGGUGAAUUCAUACAGUGCCCUCCAUAAUUAUUGACACCCCUGAAAAGGAUGUGUUUUUUAGCUUCUAAUAUUUUUUUUUUUAAUUCAAAUAAUA
Molecule: messenger RNA, 8947 nt
Organism: Corythoichthys intestinalis (scribbled pipefish)
Lineage: Eukaryota; Metazoa; Chordata; Actinopteri; Syngnathiformes; Syngnathidae
Gene: tet3
Product: tet methylcytosine dioxygenase 3
Exons: 12
Coding region: 394-6504 (2036 amino acids)
Biological process (GO): positive regulation of transcription by RNA polymerase II
Cellular component (GO): nucleus
Molecular function (GO): zinc ion binding; DNA binding; DNA 5-methylcytosine dioxygenase activity
Source: RefSeq, a predicted model, not a curated record